Messenger RNA from Scleropages formosus (Asian bonytongue), 1584 nucleotides. It is a transcript of the gene rassf9, whose product is annotated as Ras association domain family member 9. Lineage: Eukaryota; Metazoa; Chordata; Actinopteri; Osteoglossiformes; Osteoglossidae. The record is from RefSeq and is a predicted model, not a curated record. The coding region runs from base 50 to 1330 and encodes 426 amino acids. Gene Ontology annotation, biological process: signal transduction. The transcript is spliced from 2 exons.
GCGCGCUCGCAAGCAGCGCACAUCUGGAGCGAGCUGCGUCCGAGUGGCCAUGACUCCGUUCGGAAGAAACUUCCUGAAAGCACGCUUGAAGAGCAGGAGUGAAGGCAAAGACUCGCCUGGAAAGGAAAUACAAGUGUGGCUGUGUCACGAGGAGAAGGUCAUUUGUGGGCUCACAAAACGUACUACUUGCUCCGAUGUGGUGCAGGCUCUGCUGGACGACCACAGGAACAUUCCGGAACAUGACAGGGUUCUGCACGGAGAAGCCAGAGACUACUGCCUGCUGGAACGGUGGAGGGGGUUUGAGCGAGCACUCCCGCCACUCACACGCAUCCUGCGACUGUGGGAGGCCUGGGGUGAAGAGAAGCCCGUGGUCCAGUUUGUGAUGGUGAGGGUCAGCGAGUGCCCCCCCCACAGCAACAAGAAGGCAUCCAGGUACAGCAGCUUGCGGAUCUGGUCGAAGCCAUGGCAGCAGGAGCCUACAGAGUACGUGCAGUCCCUGCCAGUGAACCAACAAAAGCGCAUAGUCAAAAAAGCGUUCCGGAAGCUGGACAAGAUCAGGAAGCAGAAGACGAGCAGCAGAGCAGAUGGGAUUGACGAAAUGGUCCAGCUGAUCAUAGCUCAAGACCACAUGAUUCAUCAGCAAAUCCAUCACAUGAGAGAGUUGGACUUGCAGAUCGAGAGAACUGAACAGAACCUGCAGAGAGGGCUAGAGUUGAAGAGGCUGGAUUGGGGUGACUUGUCCCUGUUGGAUGAGGCCCAAGAUCCAUGCAACCAGCAGGAGAUGACCGAGCAACAGGAGUACCUGUACACCAGCAAUGGAAUCAACCAGCUAGAGGUGCAGCUCAAGAAGCACUGGGAGCUUAUUGGAAAGUUGUCCAGUGACAUUGACACUGAACUACUGAGGUUGCUGUCUGGCACAGAGGAGCCACAGGGGGCGACAGCUGCUAUCAGUGCAGAGCCUGGUGACCCUCAAGAUUCUGAUCAGCUAGAGGGCAUCAGGAGGGACCUGGAGCAGAGCAUGCACCGGGACGUAUUCUCAUGGGCACAAAUGGACUUGGAACGCAGCGAGUUUUGCUGUAAUAGAGGAGAGUUUAAGAGGCUCGUGGCAAUGCUGAGCUCCCUACAUGUCGGAGGCAUUGAGGAGUCCAUCAGGGUUGAGGAUUCACGGAGUGAGCCAAGAUGCGGCAGCAUGUUGGGAAAGCUCAGCCUGAAUUCGUCCCCCUGGGAUGUCACAGACACGGACUCGGAUACAGGAAUAAGCUCCACCCACAGUCAGGAUUCACUGUCCCCUUGCAAGAAGAGACCUCCAGCUCUGGACACUAAUGUGUGACCAUCCUUCAUAACCAAUGGAGACAAGUAUUGUCUGCUCUUACUAUUUAACUGCACUAGAAUCUUUGUGGCAUUAAGGAAGGGAAAGCCUUUAUACUUCCUCUUGUUUGGGGGUUUAAGUAAUUAGCAGUUUUCACAUAUAAUCAUAUGCAUAUAUAUUACAGUAUAUACAAAAGCUACUGUGUGUAAAACAUGAAGUGUUUUAGGGAUUAAAGGUUUUUCAUGGCAAUCAUGUUUAUACAUUUAUAUGGUUUA